CCAGGGCGCCCCCUGGUGGGGCGCGGGCGGCAGCGGUUCCCGCUGUCCUGCUCGCGCCCGGCCGGCCGCUGUUACGCAAUGGAAAUUGCGAAAGCCCCACCCGCCCGGCCCUCUUGGGGGAAUGCGGCCUCUCCGGCGGAUUUUUUUUUUCUUUAUUAAGUAUUAGUCAUUCUGUGGAUGUCCUUUAGAAAGGAUAAAUGGGGAUAGAUGGGGUUUCCCUUUCAACCUUGAGAACUUUGCCCAGCAGCUGAACAAAUAUAACACCUUUCCAGUUUUGGCGUUUAUUUGAAAAGGGGCAUUCUGCUUUGGAAAGAUAAAAUGUCGUUUCUUAAUUUCAGACAAUUUUCCUAAUCAAGAUUUUGUAACUGAAGAGCUCUUUCUCAUAGUUCUUGAUCUGGCUCACUUUACAGUUGAGGACACUGAAGCCCAGGAAAGUUUUCUUGCCUAUGUAGUUUUUUCCCCAGUAUGUAGGUUUCCUGAAUAACGUCUGCCAAAUGUCCUUGUUCUCAUUAUUAGCGUAAGAUGAGAUUGAAAGAUAUAUUUGGGAGAAAUUUACAGGUUUUGGAAGGAUAUUGUAGUAUUGACUUACUAUCUGAAUUUAGUGUGUAACGGAAAACGACCUGUAAAACAAGAACCAAGUACACUGGAAGCCACCUUGCAGUGGGCAAGACUGGGUUUGGCUUCAGCUGUGCAACUUGGAGCAUUUUAGCUUGGUAACAUUGAUCCCCUUUCAGGUGAGUAUUGGCCCUGCAAUUCGGAUACGAGCAAGAAAUUGUAAUGUUGCUGCUAGUAAGGUAAAACUGUCAAAUACCCUAAAUCAAAACUCCAAACCACGUUUAUUCAGAAAAUGCCAUAAAAUCACAAGGUCCAGACGUAAAAGUUUACUGAGGAGUUAUAAAAAGGAUGUUUAAUAGACACUUGAAUAGUGAGGACUUGGAGAUAACUUUAUUAAGAAAGUGCUUUGAGUAUUGGAUUUUCUCGAUGGAUUGGGAAUAUAUUUAGGGAAUAAGAAAGUUUGGUCAUAAGAGGAAAACUGCUUAAUUACUGAGAGAGACACCCUAGGAGUUAGUAAUACCUUGCUCAUUUUAGGCUUUGCAAAUGCUCUGCUUUGUAGUGGGGGUGUGUAUAGGCAUUUCAUCACCCAGAGGUGGUUUUUAGUUUUAAAUUCUGUAUUAACAGUUGUUUUCUUUCCAGACUGCAAAAUUCAAAAUGGGGCUCAAGGUAUUCGUUUCAUCUACACCAGAGAAGGCAGACCGAGUGGCGAGGCUUUUGUUGAACUUGAAUCAGAAGAUGAAGUCAAAUUGGCCCUGAAAAAAGACAGAGAAACUAUGGGACACAGAUAUGUUGAAGGUUUGAUUUACAUUGCCCUAGUAACAGUAAAUAAAACAUUAAACAAAUAGAAAUCUAUCUUAUCCCUUCUGAAUUUUAGGUAUUUGACCGCAUGGAAAUGGUCAUCUAAGAGUUUAUGGCAGCUCUACCUAGAUUAUCUAAAGACCCAGGAAGUCUGAACUUGGUUUUCUAACUUUCCAAAGUUGACUAAUUCUAAGCACCUCUUUCAGUAUUCAAGUCAAACAACGUUGAAAUGGAUUGGGUGUUGAAGCAUACUGGUCCAAAUAGUCCUGACACGGCCAAUGAUGGCUUUGUACGGCUUAGAGGACUCCCCUUUGGAUGUAGCAAGGAAGAAAUUGUUCAGUUCUUCUCAGGUAUAUCGAAAUCUUUAAGAGCAGUCGAGCUGAAGUUAGAACUCACUAUGAUCCACCACGAAAACUUAUGGCCAUGCAGCGGCCAGGUCCCUAUGACAGACCUGGGGCUGGCAGAGGGUAUAACAGCAUUGGAAGAGGAGCUGGCUUUGAAAGGAUGAGGCGUGGUGCGUACGGUGGAGGUUAUGGAGGCUAUGAUGAUUAUAAUGGCUAUAAUGAUGGCUAUGGAUUUGGGUCAGAUAGAUUUGGAAGAGACCUCAAUUAUUGUUUUUCAGGAAUGUCAGAUCACAGAUACGGGGAUGGUGGCUCUACUUUCCAGAGCACAACAGGACACUGUGUACACAUGCGGGGAUUACCUUACAGAGCUACUGAGAAUGACAUUUAUAAUUUUUUUUCACCACUCAACCCUGUGAGAGUACAUAUUGAAAUUGGUCCCGAUGGCAGAGUAACCGGUGAAGCAGAUGUCGAGUUUGCAACUCAUGAAGAUGCUGUGGCAGCUAUGUCAAAAGACAAAGCAAAUAUGCAACACAGAUAUGUAGAACUCUUCUUGAAUUCUACAGCAGGAGCAAGCGGUGGUGCUUACGAACACAGAUAUGUAGAACUCUUCUUGAAUUCUACAGCAGGAGCAAGCGGUGGUGCUUAUGGUAGCCAAAUGAUGGGAGGCAUGGGCUUGUCAAACCAGUCCAGUUAUGGCGGCCCAGCCAGCCAGCAGCUGAGUGGUGGUUAUGGAGGCGGCUAUGGUGGCCAGAGCAGCAUGAGUGGAUAUGGCAGCCAAGGAACAGUGAACAGCAGCUACUACAGUAGUGGAAGCCGAGCAUCUAUGGGAGUGAACGGAAUGGGAGGGAUGUCUAGCAUGUCCAGUAUGAGUGGUGGAUGGGGAAUGUAAUUGAUCCUGAUCACUGACUCUUGGUCAACAUUUUUUACAAAACUUAAGUUUUAACAGUUUUGCAAUACAAACUUGUGGUUUAUGCUUACUCUAAGUGGAAAUCAGGAUUGUUUUAAAGACUUAAGGUUCAGUAUUUUUGAACACAAACAUUCAUUUAGGAUGUAACUAGGUUGAGUAAUCUGUUACUGUUAAAUAAUUUUCAGCUUUUCUCAAGUUAUAUUGUAGGAUGUACUUAAGCAGUAGGUGUAUUUAGGUUAAAGCAGUUGAAUUAUGUUAAAUGUUGCUUACACCACAUUACAUUGAACACUGUUUGGAUGCAUUGUUGAAAGACAUGCUUUUUUGUGAAACUCAAUAUAGGAGCUGUGUCUACAAUUAAAAGUGAAACAUUUGGCAUGUUUGUUAAUUCUAGUUUCAUUUAAUAACCUCUAUGGCACGUAAGUUUAAGCUUUUUUUUUAAGUUAAUGGGGAAAAUUUGAGACGCAAUACCAAUACUUUAGGAUUUUGGUCUUGGUGUUUGUUUGAAAUUCUGAGGCCUUGAUUUAAAUCUUUUCAUUGUAUUGUGAUUUUCCUUUUAGGUGUAUUGCGCUAAGUGAAACUUGUUGAAUAAAUCUUCCUUUUAAAAACUGCA
Messenger RNA from Orcinus orca (killer whale), 3214 nucleotides. RefSeq names its product heterogeneous nuclear ribonucleoprotein H1 (gene HNRNPH1). Gene Ontology annotation, molecular function: RNA binding. The coding region runs from base 1771 to 2586 and encodes 271 amino acids. Gene Ontology annotation, biological process: regulation of RNA splicing. The record is from RefSeq and is a predicted model, not a curated record. Gene Ontology annotation, cellular component: ribonucleoprotein complex; nucleoplasm. NCBI's taxonomy places the organism in Eukaryota, Metazoa, Chordata, Mammalia, Artiodactyla, Delphinidae. The transcript is spliced from 9 exons.